AUGGCUUCGUUGGUGAUUUCGUCUUCUCCGUUCCGACUCCGUCCUCCACCUCUUCGGCUUCGACUCUGUCUUCAAUCUCCUCGGCUCCGACUCUGUCCUCCGUCUACUUUGUAUCGACUCUGUCCUCCGUCUACUAUAUUGCAACUCAGUCCUCCAUCGCAACUCAGUCCUCCCUCUCCUCCGUCGCAACUCAGUCUUCCGUCUCCUCCGCCGCAACUCCAUCCUCCUUCGAUUCUGCAGCCGUGUACGCCUCCUCCUGUGCCGCUUGAAGCUCGCUCACCACCAGAACCACCAGAUCCUCCUGAUGCACUUUUCUAUGCAGUCCCUUUACUGCUUUAUGCAGUUCUACCUUUGUGGCUCAAGUCCUUCUAUGCUCAGCUAUGGCAGCUUAAUGGACUGAUGCGUCACAUAUCCAUUCAUCAUGUAAACUGGGUCUUGUUGAACGUUUACUGUCCGGUUUCCUCCUUUAAGAAGUUUGUUCUUCUCCCAAUUUCAUCAUCUACUUUAUGUGAUUUUGGUGCAGGGAAUGUAUUGUUGAAGAUUAGAGAUACUUCUAACACUGAAGUUCUAAUCGAAGGCUUUGUAGCCAUGUUGAAGAUUGUUGAUUGUGCACUUGUUGCUGCUUCAAUCUCGAGAGUUAUAUCACUGAAUGUGGUUUUUAGUUUCCAAGGCUUCGUCUCACUUUACAGCUUGAUGGUCGUUGAGAUUAGAGGACUUCUCGACGUCAUUAGUUGUUUAAGCUUUUUGUAUGCCCAUAUCCUUCUGUGUUGUAUUUGUUUCCUAGUAACAGCUGUUUGUUUAACCUGGAUGGCUUUGUUUGCUUGUUCUAUGUACACUUUCUCCAGUUAUGGAGAGUAA
Molecule: messenger RNA, 858 nt
Organism: Eruca vesicaria subsp. sativa (arugula)
Lineage: Eukaryota; Viridiplantae; Streptophyta; Magnoliopsida; Brassicales; Brassicaceae
Source: the annotation of a GenBank genome assembly